Messenger RNA from Anopheles aquasalis, 2091 nucleotides. Its product is annotated as gustatory receptor for sugar taste 64e-like. Gene Ontology annotation, molecular function: serine-type endopeptidase activity; sweet taste receptor activity. Gene Ontology annotation, biological process: detection of chemical stimulus involved in sensory perception of taste; proteolysis; sensory perception of sweet taste. Gene Ontology annotation, cellular component: membrane. The record is from RefSeq and is a predicted model, not a curated record. NCBI's taxonomy places the organism in Eukaryota, Metazoa, Arthropoda, Insecta, Diptera, Culicidae.
AUGGAUGAGUUGGUGGGCAGUGUCGGACGAAGGAAUGUGGAAUUUUCAAGCAAGUCGAAGAAGCUUAACGAAAAGCCUCUUAUAGUGAGCCGUUGGAAGGAAAGAUGGUUACGGUGCAGCAUCGAAAGCUGGUUUCGUUGGCCCAAACCUUUGCGGAAAGCUGAGCGCGAAGAUUGGCUGCAUGAUGGCACGUUUCACGAAGCGGUACGAGGAAUACUUACGCUGGCCCAACUGUUCUCUAUCAUGCCCGUCUGUGGAAUCCAUUCGAAAGAUCCUCGAAAGCUGCACCUGUCGUACACCAGCGUUCGGGCACUCUAUGCGUACUUUUGUGCACUUGGUAUAUCGUUCCUAACAACGAUGUCAGUGUUAUUCUUCGCAAGCAAACGUUAUAACUUCCAGAAGAUGGUGACGGCUUUCUUCUACUGCUACAAUUUGUACGGGAUGUACCGCUUUUGGAAGCUGGCCAAGAGCUGGCCGGGACUAAUGGUGAAGUGGACCCAUGUGGAUGACUCUUUGCCGACACAGAAACGCGAAUUCGAUCGUGCCAUUAUGGCGCAUCGCAUCAAACUCUGUUCGAUCCUCGUGAUGACACUGUCGCUAUCGGAACACUUGCUCUCGAUCGUAGCCGCCGUACACUAUUCAAACAAUUGUCCCGCCGUUCAUGAUCCGUAUGAGGCUUUUUUCAAAUCAAACUUUGCAUUCGUUUACUAUUACUUUCGCUAUUCCGCGUUGCGUGGGUUUCUUACCAAGUUUUUCAAUGUAAUUUGCAAUUUUAUCUGGAGCUAUAUAGAUUUGUUUGUGAUCGUGAUCAGUAUGGGGCUAUCGAAUUCGUUUCGUCGAAUUAACCGCUAUCUGAUGCAGCAUAAACGAGAGAAAAUGACGGAAAAAUUCUGGGGCGAACAACGUGAAAGGUAUCGCAAUGUGUGCGAUCUAGUAACGAUCGUAGACGAUCACGUCUCGGUAAUAACGAUGCUGUCGAUCUCCAACAACCUUUUCUUCAUUUGUGUACAAAUCCUAAACAGUUUAAAUUCUUCAUCUAAUUCCUUACCAUAUCGUUUCAGCUCGCGUCCAACAUUCGUCCACACAGUGUACUUUUGGUUCAAUUUGAUCAUUCUCAUUGGCCGAACACUAGCAGUUGCUAUGUUUGCAGCAGAGGUUAACGAUGAAUCGAAGCGUCCGAUAGAGGUGCUGCGUACGAUACCUCGCGAAGGCUGGUGCCUGGAGGCAAAACGUUUCGCUGAAGAAGUCACUACAGAUACAGUUGCGCUCACCGGGCUCAGGUUCUUUAACAUGACCCGCAAACUAGUGCUGAACGUGACGGGAGCUAUCAUCACCUAUGAGCUGGUGCUGAUCCAGUUCCACAAGGACGAAGCCUCUGACAUUGACUUGUGCACCACUCGCAUGAUGGAUGAUUUCAAAGAAAUCAAGUUUGAAUGCGGCGGAACGCUCAUCUCCGAACAGUACGUGCUUACAUCGGCCAGCUGUAUCGGCAAUCCGUCAUCGUGGGCAAAUUUAACCGUGCACUUUGGUGAAUACGAUCUAACAGAAGAAGAUGAUUGUAUAGACCUAUCAUGUGCUGCUCCUGCGUUCGAUGUGAAGGUGGAGAAGGUGUUGGUACAUGAAAGGUACAAGAACAAUGCCAUCGAUAUGGCACUACUUCGCUUGAGUGAAAAGGUAGAAUUUAACGAAUGGGUUACCCCCAUCUGUUUACCAAAACCAUCUCUCGUCAGCGAAAACGCAAAUCUGUUGACCGCUGGAUUCAAUCACAAUGCAUGCGCGGAAGGCGGAAAACGCUACAAAACAUUAUCCAGCUUCCAGUUGAUGAAUCAGAUGGAAUGUCAUCAAUAUUUGCCACAACCUCGGAACGCGACCCAAAACAUGCUGUGUGCUGUUUCACACGAUGAUGUAUUUGGUGAUGAUGGAGGUAGCUUGACGCGUAGUAAGAUUCAAGGCAACAAAACUGUGUAUGAGCUGAUUGGUGUUCUCAAUUCCAUUUCCAACUGUGCCAACUUUGCCAAGCACCUUGUGUUUACCAAGGUUGACCAGCACUUGUACUGGAUCUAUAAAACGAUCGGUUGUAGAAAUGGAUAG